CUGUCAGUUCCAGUUGAUCAUCUUCAACCGAACAAUUCGCAUCAAAUAUAGUGUAAAAAUAAAGUGUGCAGGUGCCUGCAAUUGCAAUUGAAACAAAUAAUUUUCGACAAACAAAGUAUUAAUAGAAAUGGCUGCCAACAAGCUGUGCUGCACUCUGGCCAUUGGCGCUUUAUUGUGCCUGGGAUUUGCUGCUCUCAUUCAAGCCCAGGAUAAGCCGGUGACUGAUGUGUGCCUAGGAUGUAUCUGCGAGGCCAUCAGUGGAUGCAAUCAGACCCGGUAUUGCGGUGCCGGCGUCUGUGGCCUGUUUCGCAUCACAUGGGCCUACUGGUCUGACGGAGGAAAGCUGACCUUGGGCAACGAGAGUCCCCAGUCGGAGGACGCUUAUGCCAACUGUGUAAACGAUCCGUAUUGUGCAGCCAACACGAUCCAGAAUUACAUGACCAAGUUCGGGCAGGAUUGCAAUGGAGACAACUCCAUCGACUGUUACGAUUAUGCCGCCAUCCACAAACUGGGCGGAUACGGAUGCAAGGGCGAGCUGGGCUACCAUUACCAAACUCAAUUGACCAACUGCCUCAAUCAGUUCCAGCCUAUUGAUGUUCGCACUUCUGGUUAAUAAUCUUGCUAUGUAACCCCUAAAUUUAAUCUAAAAUUUAAUAAUUUAUGGCAAUGCAUUUGACUUCGAUUGCACAAUCGAGAUUGAAAAUAAAAUGAUAUUAUAAAAAAAA
This is a messenger RNA of Drosophila ananassae, 725 nucleotides long. RefSeq names its product invertebrate-type lysozyme 3. The record is from RefSeq and is a predicted model, not a curated record. Gene Ontology annotation, molecular function: lysozyme activity. The transcript has 3 exons. NCBI's taxonomy places the organism in Eukaryota, Metazoa, Arthropoda, Insecta, Diptera, Drosophilidae. The coding region runs from base 128 to 613 and encodes 161 amino acids.